AGGUACCUUGAGUGGACACGACGCCAAGUGCCCCUCUAACCCCAGGGACCUUGCACCACAGCGCGUCGUCUUCUAACACCCCGCUGUAUAAUUCUCCUGCGAGACUGAAACUGAGAUUGUGAUAUUCUUUUUUCUGUUCUUCGUCGCAACCACAACAGAAGAGCAUCUCGUCUUCCCCUAAGACCCUCCUACACAGGCCACAGGACAUAUCCUCAUCAUGGCUCCCCAAGAACCAGACCGUCACACCUUCUAUGCGGGCAAACCGCAGCCCUCGGCCGACUCGAAGGAGACAUUCCAAACCACCGACCCCUCGACCGGAAAGCCCGUCUGCACCAUCCACACAUCGAGCCCGUCCGCCAUCGACUCCGCCAUCCGCUCCGCCCAGUCCGCCUUCCCCUCCUGGUCCGCAACCCCGCCCAUCGACCGCGCCCGCAUCCUCCUCCGUGCCGUCGCCCUCCUACGGGCCCGGAACGACGACCUCGCCCGCCUCGAAACCAUCGACACGGGCAAGCCCUUCUCCGAGACCUCCACCGUCGACAUCGUCACCGGCACCGACGUCCUCGAGUACUUCGCCGGCCUCGUCGCCGCCGGCGGCCUGAACGGCGAGACCCUCCGCCUCCGCGACACCGUCCACGCCUACACCACCAAGGAACCCCUCGGCGUCUGCGCCGCCAUCGGCGCCUGGAACUACCCCAUCCAGAUCGCCCUCUGGAAGUCCGCCCCCGCCCUCGCCGCCGGCAACACCCUCGUCUACAAGCCCAGCGAGUUCACCCCUCUCCACGCCGAGCACCUCGCCUCCAUCUACCGCGAGGCCGGCCUCCCCGACGGCGUCUUCAACGUCGUCUACGGCGCCGGCGACGUCGGAGCCCGCCUCACCUCCCACCCAGCCAUCGCCAAGGUCAGCUUCACCGGCCAAGUCGCCACCGGAAAAAAGGUCGCCGCCUCCGCCGCCGGCGGGAUGAAAUACGUCACCAUGGAGCUGGGCGGCAAGAGCCCCCUCAUCAUCCUCCCCGACGCACCCCUCGACUCCGCCGCCGACGUCGCCCUCCUCGCCAACUUCUUCUCCUCGGGCCAGGUCUGCACCAACGGCACCCGCGUCUUCGUGCCCCGCCCCCUGCAGCGCGACUUCGAGCGCGCCCUCCUCGACCGCAUCCGCCACGUGCGGCCCGGCGACCUCUUCGACCCCGCCACCAACUUCGGCCCCCUCAGCAGCGCCCUCCACCGCGACAAGGUCCUCCGCUACAUCCGCACCGGCACCGAACUCGACCGCGCCCGCCUCCUCUGCGGCGGGCCCGAACCGGUCGACGGCCUCCCCGACUCCGUCCGCGACGGCUACUGGGUGCGCCCCACCAUCUUCACCGACUGCACCGACGACAUGGCCGUGGCCCGCGAGGAGGUCUUCGGCCCCGUCAUGUCCGUCCUGUACUACGACGCCGUCGACGAGGCCGUCCGUCGCGCCAACGCCACCGACCUCGGCCUCGCCGCCGGCGUCGUCGGCCGGGAUCUCGACCAGUGCCACCGCGUCAUCGCCCAGCUGCAGGCCGGCAUCACCUGGGUCAACACCUGGGGCGAGUCGCCCGCUGAGAUGGCGGUGGGUGGUUGGAAGUUGAGCGGCGUCGGGGUCGAGAAUGGUCGCAGAGGUUUGGAGGCCUGGGUACGGAAUAAGAGCACCUUGAUUGACAUGAGUGGGAGUGUGCCGACUGUUUUUACGAAGCUAUAAAACUCCAAAAUACGGUGACAAUCUUUUACAGCAACAAAAGGCCGAGCGAACGAGCGAACGAGGCUGAAAAUGUGUACGAUGAAUCGAGGGCAUUAUGUAUCUCUCUGGGUUACUUAUAUGGAAAAUACGGAAUAACUUACACGUAGAAUACAACACACAGAUAUCGAGCAGACUCGCUUGGGAUAACACGGUCACACAUAUGCUGGUAAUAAAUACUGUUAUUUUCUACUAUGUAUAAAUACCCCCUCCAGCCCUCUCAGAUUAGAUACAGGGUCACGGAAGACUAGACUUUGACCAAAGCAGGCAUG
This is a messenger RNA of Sodiomyces alkalinus F11, 2028 nucleotides long. Its product is annotated as aldehyde dehydrogenase. The record is from RefSeq and is a predicted model, not a curated record. The transcript has a single exon. Gene Ontology annotation, molecular function: aldehyde dehydrogenase (NAD+) activity. Lineage: Eukaryota; Fungi; Ascomycota; Sordariomycetes; Glomerellales; Plectosphaerellaceae. Bases 218 to 1720 code for a protein of 500 amino acids.